Messenger RNA from Pleurotus ostreatus (oyster mushroom), 945 nucleotides. RefSeq names its product Cu/Pi carrier (gene PIC2). The record is from RefSeq and is a predicted model, not a curated record. The transcript has 4 exons. Gene Ontology annotation, cellular component: mitochondrial inner membrane. Gene Ontology annotation, biological process: mitochondrial phosphate ion transmembrane transport. NCBI's taxonomy places the organism in Eukaryota, Fungi, Basidiomycota, Agaricomycetes, Agaricales, Pleurotaceae. Bases 1 to 945 code for a protein of 314 amino acids. Gene Ontology annotation, molecular function: phosphate transmembrane transporter activity.
AUGUCUGUAGCACCUAUCAGCGGCAAAUGGGAUGCCAGGUACAUUGGACCUGUUCCCCAUGACAUCUCCUACUACUCCAAGUGCAUGCUAGGUGGUGUCCUUGCUUGCGGUAUCACGCACGCCGGGAUUACACCUUUGGACGUCGUGAAAUGCAACAUGCAGGUAGACCCCGGAAAAUACAAGGGCCUCGGUCAGGGCUUCAAGACGGUUAUCGCUGAAGAAGGUUCAAAAGGCCUCUGGAAGGGCUUCGGCCCGACUUUCGUCGGUUACUCCUUGCAGGGCAUGUUCAAGUACGGUCUAUAUGAAGUGUUCAAAGACUUCUACAUGAACUUGGCCGGUGAGGAGGCUUCGGAGAAGUACAAGCCCGCUAUCUGGCUUGCGGGUUCUGCCUCUGCCGAGGUCUUCGCCGAUAUCGCCCUCUGCCCGCUCGAGAUGACAAAAGUCAAGAUCCAGACAAGUCCCAGUGGUACCUUCCCGGUCGGCUUCGGCGCUGCUCUCGCUCAGAUGCGCGCCACCAAGGUUGAGACCCGUUUCCCCUUCGGCUCCCUCGUUCCCUUGUGGUCGCGACAGAUCCCCUACACAAUGGCGAAGUUCUUCUUCUUCGAGAAGAUUGUCUCCCUCUUCUACACCCACGUCUUCACUGAGCCCAAGUCCUCCUACAGCAAGGGGACUCAACUCGGUGUUACUUUCGCUUCUGGUUACCUUGCUGGUGUUGUCUGCGCUAUCGUCUCGCACCCUGCGGAUUCCCUAGUUUCGCUCCUCGGAAAGGCUGAGAACAAGGGCAAGGGCGUUGGACAAAUCGCUAGCGAAGUCGGAAUUGCUAAGCUCGCCACAAAGGGUUUGGGUACUCGUGUCCUGAUGAUUGGUACUUUGACUGGCUUCCAAUGGUGGAUUUACGACUCGUUCAAGGCUGCCAUGGGUAUGGGAACAACCGGUGGCAAGUAA